AUGGAAUUCUCUUAUCACCUAAAGGAGAUUGAAGGAAAGAGUGUUCAUGAUUAUGUCGAUUUCCUCGGUUCAAAAAUGGUCAAGAGUGUCCGGGUUAACGGUCCCUUGAUAGUUGGGGCAGGUCCAUCAGGUUUAGCCACAGCCGCAUGUCUAAAGGAGAAAGGCAUUUCAAGCUUGAUUCUCGAAAGAAGCAAUUGUUUAGCUUCUCUAUGGAAACACAAAUCCUAUGACCGUCUUCAUCUUCAUAUUCCUAAACAAUAUUGUGAGCUUCCACUAAUGCCUUUCCCUUCUACUUAUCCAACUUACCCAACAAAGCAACACUUCAUAUCAUAUCUAGAGGAUUAUGCACGGCAUUUUGGGUUGGUUCCAUCGUUUGGGGAGACUGUCGUUAAUGCAGAGUUCGAUAAGGUAAGUGGUUAUUGGAGGGUGAGGAGCCAGACCAAGGGAGGGGAGAUCAAAGAGUAUGUCUCUUCGGAGUUGAUUGUCGCCACGGGUGAGAAUGCUGAUGACUUUGUGCCGGAGAUUGAAGGAGUCGACGAGUUCUUGGGGACGGUUGUUCAUAGUAGUUGUUAUAGGAAUGGUGAAUGUUAUAGAGGAAAGAAGGUUUUGGUUGUUGGAUGUGGGAAUUCAGGAAUGGAGAUAUCUUUGGACCUUAGCGAUCAUGAUGCUAUGACAUCUCUCGUUGUUAGAGAUUCAGUGCAUGUCUUGCCUCAGAAGAUGUUUGGAAGAUCAACUUUCGGCAUAUCUAUGAAUUUGCUCAAGUGGUUCCCCGUGAAGAUCGUAGAUUAUUAUUUGCUCGUAAUGUCAUGGAUCAUACUUGGGAAUACAGCUCGUUAUGGUCUAAACCGACCAAAGAUUGGUCCCCUCGAACUCAAGGGCAUUUCUGGAAAGACGCCUAUCUUGGAUCUUGGUACACUAGGGAAGAUUAAAGCUGGGGACAUUAAGGUACGACCCGGAAUAAAGAAGGUAGGCCGUGACUCAGUCGAAUUCGUAGAUGGAAGCAUGGAGGAGAAUUUGGAUGCUAUCAUUUUGGCGACAGGUUACAAAAGUAAUGUUCCAACUUGGUUAAAGGAGACAUGUUUCUUUUCCAAAAAGAACGGGCUUCCUCAAAAUCCUUUUCCAAGAGGAUGGAAAGGCGAUAAUGGUUUGUAUGCUGUCGGAUUCACGAAACGUGGCCUGCUCGGUACUUCCAUGGAGGCAAGAUGGAUAGCGGAAGAUCUUUUUAUUGCUAGGAAAAAAUCUAUUUUGAAUUAUGUCUCAUUAAUAUAA
Impatiens glandulifera is the source of this 1269-nucleotide messenger RNA. Its product is annotated as indole-3-pyruvate monooxygenase YUCCA2-like. The transcript is spliced from 4 exons. Gene Ontology annotation, molecular function: flavin adenine dinucleotide binding; N,N-dimethylaniline monooxygenase activity; NADP binding. The coding region runs from base 1 to 1269 and encodes 422 amino acids. The record is from RefSeq and is a predicted model, not a curated record. NCBI's taxonomy places the organism in Eukaryota, Viridiplantae, Streptophyta, Magnoliopsida, Ericales, Balsaminaceae.